AUGACGACCACGGAAGUGGUGAGCAGUGGGACCUACUCCUGGCAGCGACAAGUGCAGGUGAGCGUGCCACCAAAUUGGAAGAGGUUCCUGCUGAUGUUGCCGAUCCUCUAUGCCAUUGACUUGGGGUUCUACAGUUUGAUGGGCUUCAUCUCGCAAUGGGUUCCAAUUUAUCCUGUGGAGCUCAUUCGGAACGCCGCGAUCGCCUACGCCGUGCUGUCCUGGACGCCGGUGGUGCUGGCUCUCUCCGCCGGGGAAGGGGUCACCAAGUGGGAUUCGGCUAUCUACGGUGCCUACAUCAACUUUUGUAUUUUCGCUUGCUUCCAGGGCACUUCUCUGGUGUUCUUUGAAACCUACCGACAAUUGAAUUGGUGGACGCCGGUGUUGGACACGAUCUGGGGCACCUUCUCAGGUGGGUUGACUUGCCUUUUGACCCACAUCCUCUGGGACAGGUGUUGCGGCUGGAGAAAGUUGGAUACCGCAGAGACGCCGAAAGCCGACUGCAGCAGCGGCGUUUUGGUCCUAAGUUUUUGCGAAUUUUCACCUGGCGAAGAGCUGCAGCGCAUCGGGGACUACCUGUGCGCACUGGGUGCUGUGUAUGGCUCGGGUGACCCCAAGAAAUGGGGUGUGAGUCCAUUA
Molecule: messenger RNA, 636 nt
Organism: Cladocopium goreaui
Lineage: Eukaryota; Dinophyceae; Suessiales; Symbiodiniaceae
Source: the annotation of a GenBank genome assembly